This is a messenger RNA of Cylicocyclus nassatus, 621 nucleotides long. NCBI's taxonomy places the organism in Eukaryota, Metazoa, Nematoda, Chromadorea, Rhabditida, Strongylidae. The record is from the annotation of a GenBank genome assembly.
AUUUUGUCAGCUUGCAGAUGCUGCGUCCCUUAAGCCGCAGCUUAUCAUCUCUGAAGAAGAAGUCUGUAAGAUUAUUAUCGACGCCUGCGGAUACGAAAGAUGACGACUCAAAGCCGUGGCUCAAUCCUUGGAAACAUGCACUUCCAAAGAGAGAGGCCACCACGACAUCUUUCGAAGAAGUGAAGAUUGAUUGGUCAUUUGUUGAGAGGUUGAUGCCUCACGAGGUCGUUCCUCCCUUACCAAAACAUGCUUCCUACCCCACGCCGAGUGGUUGGCAACCACCUCAAGAUCCUCCUCCAGAUCUACCUUACUAUGUUCGUAGACGGCGAGAUCAUAUGCUUCCUCUUUACCUGAGUCGAAGAAGAGAUCUACUCAACGAGAAAACGCUCGACUUUGACUAUGUGGAACUUGUCACAAUGAGAAACGUUGAAGGCGACGUUUUUGCAUGCGAAAAGGAUCUGCGAAUGUUCGUGGAUGCAGAGCUAGGAAAAACAAUAGGAACACAUGUUGACGAGCUGAAGGGAAGAAUAGUGAUAAAAGGUGUAGAUCGAUCAGUAGUUGAGAAGUUUUUGUAUAGCAAAGGAUUUUAGGAGUUUGCACGUUAAGAUCUUGAUUGUUAUA